AUGUCUAACAGGUUUACAUUUUGAGAUGAACCUUUACUACUCCAGUGAGAGUCAGUGUGAGAGCAGCGAAUGACAGUGAUUGCAGAAGUUGCACAAUGCCAAAGCCUCCAGUUCCAACGCCAAGGAAACAGUCUAUCCCUCAAGGCCAGACUGAGGUGACUGGUGAACAGUCAGUUAAAAAUAAAUGCAAAGCAAAACCUCCUCAACUGCCUCCCAAACCUCCCAAAAAAAAGGCUGGCGGGGAAAAUAAAACCGAGGAUGAUUGCUCUGUGAUGGAUUGGUGGCAGGAAAAGAUACCCUGGAGUUCACUGGGAGAAUGCCUCCAGUUUGCAGGGGAGAAAGAAUCAAGGAUCAUCAAAAUUAAAGCUCGAGAGCUUGAGAAAGCUGUUCAGGUUUACAUCUACCUGCUGUCAAAAGACGGCGGCACCCUGAAGGAAUACAUUGUGGAGCUGCUCUCCAUUGCUGACAACUUAGACAAGUUCUCAAAGGGGACAAAGAUUGCGGGUAUUACCGGGGGAGCUUCAACUGUAGCGGGAGGUGUGGCAGCAGCUGCUGGAGUGAUAUUGUCGCCAUUCACACUGGGAGCCUCUCUGGCCCUGACUGCGGUUGGCGUGGGUGUGGCUGCAGCUGGAGGCGUCACUGGUGCAUCAGCAGCUAUCGCCAACAAGGUGAACGUCACUCAAGACAAGAAGAAGAUUGAGAAGAUCUGCAAAGAGUACAAGGACAUCAUGGUGGAAGUAAAGGACUGCUUGAAGUACAUCAACGAGGGCAUGGGGAGCCUAAAGAAGCAUGAUCUGUCCGUUCUGAGUGAAGCCAGGAAGAGCUCGGUGAGGACAGCAAAGAUGAUAGAUCUUGCUGCUAAAGGAGGGGUAGAUUCCAAGGCCAUGGAGGCUAGCAAAGCAUCUGGGCUGAUUGAAGGCUUUUCCCUUGGCAUGGAUUUCUACUUUACCAACGGAAAAGAUGGGCAAAAGCUGAAAAAGGGCCUUGAGUCGAAGUUUGCACUGAACAUCCGCAAACUAGCAGAGGAGCUCAGUGGUGGAUUGGAUGAGCUCAUGCAAAUCAAGGAAUUGUUCAGUGAGCACUGCCCAGAGUGUUAGAGUAAAGUAAAUGUUUUUAAGUCCUUCUGCCUGUCUUUAUGUUCACAUUUAUACAUUAAGUAUGGCAUUUAUGCAUUAAGUUACGGUUUGACAUGUGGUAUUCCUAUGUUAAAAAAGUGAAAAUGAGAUAAACAUAAAGGAAAGGGUUAAAGUUUUUCUGCUGAUCCCCAAGAAAUGUCUUUAAUUUUGUUUGUUUUGUUGACACUGUAUACUGUACAUCCCACUGUUUUUGUAGCUCUGUGGCUUCUGGUUUCAGACUGUUUACUUUGACUGAUAUAAUUAUUGUAUGUACCUCUCCUGCUUUAAAUAUUUGCUGUUCUUUGCUACUUUGCAUGAUGCUCUUGCUAAAAUGUUUUCUUAAACUAAUAAAUCCUUAAGUAUCAUAAAUA
Messenger RNA from Toxotes jaculatrix (banded archerfish), 1486 nucleotides. Its product is annotated as apolipoprotein L3-like. Gene Ontology annotation, biological process: lipid transport; lipoprotein metabolic process. Bases 96 to 1097 code for a protein of 333 amino acids. The transcript has 8 exons. Lineage: Eukaryota; Metazoa; Chordata; Actinopteri; Toxotidae. Gene Ontology annotation, cellular component: extracellular region; membrane. The record is from RefSeq and is a predicted model, not a curated record. Gene Ontology annotation, molecular function: lipid binding.